AGGAGGUUUAAAAAAUAAAAAAUUAAAAAUUAAAAGCAAACAACGGGCAGAAGAAACCAACAACCAAACAGCAGAACUGAUAUCUAGAGGCUACUGAGGAGCAGCAUGGAGCAGCCUGCAGAAGCCCCUCAGGCAGCACCCAGACGAAUCUCCCAGGAGAGACAGAAGCUCACAGGUCUGCCCUUGUACUUCCAAGGUUACCUGUCAGUGCGGCGCUCACAGUGCCAGGAAUUUAGACUGUUUUGGACAGAACUGAGAGGAACCAUGCUCUUCUUUUACGAUGAUAAGAAGGCACCAAAGUACUCACACAAACUAGAUAUAUCAGCUUUGACCUCAGUAAGCAAUGUUUAUCCAAAUGAAAACGACUCUGCACAGUUCAUCCUGAUGUUGCUGAAUGAAAAACUGGAAGUGAAGGCUGAUAACUGUGAAUAUGGGAAAGAAUGGAAGGGUUUUAUUCUCACCGUAACAAAGUUGUCAGUUCCACUGGAUGAGUCAUUAUCACCUGGACAACUUACAAAAAUACAUGAAGUGCUAGAUAAAGAAAAGAAAAGAAGGAUUAUGCUUAAUGACUGUUCCUGCACAUCCCAGAAUAAAGAAAGCCUUCCCAGCAAGGACAACAGUUGCACAGCAACUGCUAUGCCAGCGUGCUUCUAUGCAGUAUCUCGGAAAGAAGCAAUAGAGAUGUUAGAAAAUAACCCACUGUGUGGGAAUUUGAUCCUGCGCCCUGGCAGCGACAGCAAGAACUAUGCAAUCACUGUCCGACAUGUGCUGGAUGCUCCAAGCAUAAAGCACUACAGAGUGACGUCCAGAGAAAGAAGUUACAUUAUUGAAUUGGAAAGACAGGUGACAGUUAAAAGCCUUGAGGAUGUCAUCAGUUACUUUGUGAUCCAAACUCAUGGGAACCUGAAGCCUUUCAUCAUGCAGACAUGCAACGAGGCUCUGCAAAUGGACUAGAAUUCUGAAAGUAAAACAAAAGAAAAGUCCUGA
Lagopus leucura (white-tailed ptarmigan) is the source of this 987-nucleotide messenger RNA. It is a transcript of the gene STAP1, whose product is annotated as signal transducing adaptor family member 1. The record is from RefSeq and is a predicted model, not a curated record. The transcript is spliced from 8 exons. Gene Ontology annotation, biological process: cell surface receptor protein tyrosine kinase signaling pathway; positive regulation of B cell receptor signaling pathway. NCBI's taxonomy places the organism in Eukaryota, Metazoa, Chordata, Aves, Galliformes, Phasianidae. Gene Ontology annotation, molecular function: signaling adaptor activity; protein kinase binding.